CACAUUUUAAAUUUUGUCAGAUGGCAGCACUAUUCAUUCGAAAUGUUAUAGAUGAAAGAAUUUUAUUCUAUUUUACUGAAUAAGAAAAAUGGAUGGAACAUUGAUUUACCAAGUUAAAAUUUUUCUACUGAUUUGGUUUGGAUUCAUAAAAUGGACAUCAUCGUGGGAUAGAGGCUGCGGUGAGUUAUUUCGAACUACAUAUCCCUGCUUAAUGCUACAUAAGGGAUGUAAAUUAAUCCAAAGUACUAGGCAAGAUAAAGAUUGGUGUCGCAACAACAAUGGAGGAUGCCAACAUUUAUGUGAAAAUCACAUGUUUGGACCAAAAUGCAAGUGCAGAAAAGGAUAUCAAUUAGGAUCAGACGGAAAAUCGUGCAAUGAUAUUAACGAAUGCUUACUCGCUGAUACAUGUCCUCGGUAUACAAAGGCCCUUUGUAUCAACUUACCUGGUAGUUACAUUUGUAAAUGUCCGAAAAAUUUAAAUAUGUUAGGUGAAACAGCAGUAAUUAAUGACAAAAAAGAGAUUUUUAUCAAAUGUGUAGCUCGCUAUUGGUGUAAUGAAAUCUGCCAUCAUUAUUGUACUAUUUCUGGAAAAUCACCGUAUAAAUGCCAAUGCUUCGAUUAUUAUCGUUUACAAAAUAGCACUUGUGUUCCUAGUUGCGGUGUUAACGAUGGAGAAUGUCAAAAAUAUUGUUAUAAUACUCCGACCGGAACAACAUGUAAAUGUGAUAAAGGAGAACAACUGGCAGCAGAUGGAAAAACAUGCAAAGGUGCUCCUUCAGAAGAAGCAUUUAAUGCUCAAAUUAACGUCACAGUUGAAUGCAAUAUACCGAAUACAGGUGAGAGAUAUCCGGAGACAUUGGUACUUAUUUACAAUACAGAACGUUUAAGACUUAAAGGUGAAGUAUGCCUAACGUAUGAACUCGAAGUGAAGCCAAAAGAAAAAUAUCGAGCCCUUCAAUAUUAUGUAGAGGCAUUCGAAAAUCCUCCUUUUAUAUCUCGUGAAGACAAAGUUAUUGUAACAAAUGCAAAAAAAUUAUACGAAAGAAGAAUUACAAUUCAAAAUAUAGAGAAAAAAUUUGCAAUCCGUAUAAAAGCAGAAAUAAAUGUCAAUGUGGUAUCUUAUUUAAGGAAUAUUACUUUAUAUCCAGGAAACUGCAGAAGCGGAGGAAAACAUGCCAGAUAGGAAAAUCGGUCGAGAUGAUUACAUAUCGACCAGAUUCGUGAUUAGGCUGAAAAUGUGGAAAAGCGAGAUGGUUUUUUAAAGGAAAAGAAACUGAAAUCAAUGAAGCGUCGGUGGUACAGAGACACCUAUGCACGAGGUUAGAAGAGGUAAAGUCUCCAACCCAGAGUUAGAAUUGCCUACAAUGGAGGACCAGCUGUCGAACGAAACUGCAGACGACAACCAGAACCGACGUGAACGCCAUCUCUUUAUACCAUCUGUUCUGGUCAACAUGGAUUUCAUUAAAGUCGCCUUAAAUUUCGAUAUGAAAAAAAUGAGAUUCGAGUGGAAAUGCGGUUCGAAGAAUUUGGUCGACUCAGAUUUGGAAACUAACAAGUAAGUUUUGAUUGAUAAGCUUUCACUGUUUAAACUCAUUUUAAUAAUAUUAAAAAAAUGUUAUAAUGAUAUCGAUUCUAUAUGAGCACACCGUUAUGUUUACUUUUACUCUCUUCGUGUGUGUGUCUUUUCUCUGCAAGUCUUCCUAUUUUAUGCAACUCUUUUCUACUUAAAAGUUACUUAUAUAUAUAAAAUAAUCCAAAAAUUUUAUAUUUUUACUAAUGAAAGUCUUUAGUUAUAAAAGCUUCUAAUUUUCUUAUUGUAAUAAGAAUGGUUUCUUCUGUCAUUUUUACUAUCACUUCUCCUCUGCCACGUUGCACUUAGUAACACUAAGUCAGAUUUCUUUUCUGAAGUACAAAGAUGCAGAAAAUAACUCUGGAUCAAUAAGCAGUGGCGCCAAAGCUAGUGGGUGACCUCCUUUUACUUUAGUAGAGAUGACACUAGCCGAAAAUUUUGGAUGUAUAAUUGUAUAAAAGAAGCUUUUCUCCACAUUUUCAUCAUGAUACGACAAAACGACAAUAUCGAUCGUGUUGCUCAUACAUCAAUUCGACGAUUUUUGUGCUAUAAUAAAAGAAUCCAAAUAUAAUAUUGCAACGAUUUAAUACGAUACUGAUAAUGUAUACCAAGUUCGACUUACUUUAAUUUCUUGUGAUUAAAAAAUUGAUCUUUUACCACUUUUAAAUGCAAUUUAAAAAUUUCUUGGAAAUUGGCUCCUUGCCCGUUAAGGCCGCACGGUACCGGUUGUGCUUUCAUGACGAUACAUUCUAUUUCCAUAAUUCAAAAAAAGAAAUUCCUUUCCCCAGUAACUCCAUGGAUAUUUUAAAAGUUAUUAAAAUUUCAACCAUAGGAGAAAGUAAAGCUACCCAGAGCAUAUGGCGGAUAGAAGUUUUUAUAACUUUUUAAAUGAGUUAAAAUCCAUUAAGCGGAUCACAAAUUCUUUUCUUUUGCGAUAAACAACUUACCCUGCCAUCUAUGAUUGAAAUAGGUAAGGAAGAUGGAGAAACAAUGGACUAUCUGAAAUUUAAUAAAAAUUCAAACGCAUCUUUAUUUAAUUUCCUUAAUCAGAAAGCAACGUUGAGAGAACUAAGUGAAUAAAAUAAGGAUGAAAACUAUCUUCUUUCCAUUUAUCAUCUCUGCAAACCAUCCGCAUUAUUCUAAUCUCCUCUAUAGCGAUGGCUAACUCGUCCUAGAAAAAAAAGCUCGGCGACGCAAAGAAAAUAGUUUCGAGGUCACGUGAUUUCUCCCACGUGGUACUCGAUCGAAGUACUUUAUCGAUCUAAUGACUCCUCUAAAUAUUUCCAGUUACUUCAACUACAUUAAACUUGUAAUUAUCAUUAAGAUAGAAAGAAGCGAUCUUUAAUAAGAAUACAAUAGUAAUUAUGUUUUAAGAAUGUUUCAUUUCCGUACGGAGAGAACCUAUUUCCUGAAAUUUAUAAAUCCUGGAAAAAAUGACAUUUAAGAAUUUAUGUUUAUUUGCAAGAAAAUUGAAAUCAGGUGUAGUUGUUGGUCUGCAGGUAAGCGAUCGAAUGUUUGAAAGGGCGGUAUCAACGGGACAUCAGACCCAAACCGUUAUUCUAAUGGCCUAGUUUUCCCGCCAUGCACCAUGAGACAAAAUUGACAAACGACUGCAACCAGUUCAGUAAAGUCGGCUUGCAUGAGGAGUGCUGCUCGCUUUAGCGUCAGAACAUGAUCAUUACUGUAGCGGAAAGUAUCGAAAAUUUUAUCGGGUAAGAGUAAAAUCUUUUUCAUUUUUAAUGAAAUUUUAAAUUUAUAUACCUGUUAAUCAUACUUUGCAGUAUUUUCGCCAAGUGUUAUUAUUAUUUUAAAAAUUCUAUAAAGUAAACGAAACUUAAUCACUUCUCUGCAUAACAAUUAACUAUGCGGGAAAGUAAGACGUA
This is a messenger RNA of Centruroides sculpturatus (bark scorpion), 3453 nucleotides long. RefSeq names its product signal peptide, CUB and EGF-like domain-containing protein 2. Gene Ontology annotation, molecular function: calcium ion binding. The transcript is spliced from 8 exons. The coding region runs from base 89 to 1183 and encodes 364 amino acids. The record is from RefSeq and is a predicted model, not a curated record. NCBI's taxonomy places the organism in Eukaryota, Metazoa, Arthropoda, Arachnida, Scorpiones, Buthidae.